Messenger RNA from Cheilinus undulatus (humphead wrasse), 3426 nucleotides. It is a transcript of the gene kif6, whose product is annotated as kinesin family member 6. NCBI's taxonomy places the organism in Eukaryota, Metazoa, Chordata, Actinopteri, Labriformes, Labridae. The transcript is spliced from 24 exons. Gene Ontology annotation, biological process: microtubule-based movement. The coding region runs from base 1 to 2577 and encodes 858 amino acids. Gene Ontology annotation, molecular function: microtubule motor activity; ATP binding; microtubule binding. The record is from RefSeq and is a predicted model, not a curated record.
AUGCAUUUGAAUGAACAUCAGUUUCCUGAUAAACUGGCUGGGAUCGGACAUCCAGAGUUUGCUGAUGCUGUUGAUGUCCAUGUCUGUGCCGGCUUCAGUGGUUCCCUGUUUUUCUGUGAUUUUUCUCCUGAUGUUAGAUUAGUUUGUGUUUGGACAUUUGAGGUGUACUCUGUGGACAAUGAGGACCAGACAGGUGCGUCUCUGGAAUUUGUGGUACCAAGAGAUCUGGCUGAUGGUUUUGUCAACAACAAAAGGGAGAACUACAAGUUUAGGUUCCAGAAGGUUUUUGACCAAACAGCCAAACAAGAAGAUAUAUUUGAGAACAUUGCCAAGCCAGUUGCAGACAGUGUACUGGCUGGCUAUAAUGGAACAAUAUUUGCCUAUGGACAAACAGGAAGUGGAAAGACAUUCACCAUUACAGGAGGAGCAGAGCACUACAAAGAUCGUGGAAUCAUUCCUCGCACCCUCUCCUACCUUUUUGAAUGCUUCGGUCAGGACAGCAGUAUGAUUUAUACAACACACAUCUCCUACCUGGAGAUCUACAAUGAGAUGGGAUACGACCUUCUGGAUUCCCGACACGAAGCAUCUCGACUAGAAGAUUUACCAAAAGUGGUGAUCAUGGAGGAUACAGAGCAGAACAUUCAUCUCAGAAACCUCUCUCUUCAGCCAUCAGCCAAUGAGGAGGAAGCCUUGAACCUGCUCUUCGUGGGUGAUACCAAUCGUAUGAUUGCAGAGACUCCGAUGAACCAGGCGUCCACACGAUCCCACUGUAUUUUCACUGUCCACCUGUGCAGACGCGAGCCUGGCUCAGCCACCCUGCGGCGCUCAAAGCUCCACCUGGUGGACCUGGCAGGAUCUGAUAGAGUUAGCAAGACUGGUCUUAAUGGGCAACUCCUCACUGAGGCCAAGUACAUCAACCUCUCUCUGCACUACCUGGAGCAGGUGAUCAUUGCUUUGUCAGAAAAGAACCGCUCCCAUAUACCUUACAGGAACUCCAUGUUGACAUCUGUGCUGAGGGACAGCCUUGGGGGAAACUGCAUGACUACCAUGAUCGCUACCAUGGGAGUGGACAGGAGAAACCUUGAUGAAUCCAUCUCUACAUGCCGCUUUGCUCAGCGCGUGGCUCUCAUCAAGAACGAGGCGGUACUGAAUGAAGAACUGGAUCCUUCUCUGCUAAUAGCCCGUUUGAAGAGAGAGAUCCAGUCUCUGAAGGAAGAGCUUGAAAUGGUAACAGGAGAGCAGAGAAAUGACCAGCUGGCUGUGGAAGAGAGACAACAGUUGGAAGAGUUAGUCAGAGCCUUUCUGGACGACCCUGACCCAGACGUGACACUGUCAUUAGGAGCAGACAUGCGAAAAAUCCAGCACUGUUUCUCUCUGCUGAAGUGUAUGAUUAUGGAGACACAAGGUGGAGGAGAUAAACCCGGUGAUAGUAAAGAAUCAUCCGGAGCAACAGUCAUCAGGAAAAGAGAAGAAAUUCACAACAUCGCCCACAGUGCAGCAGAAGUAACCAAAUUAAAGGAGAUGCUGACUCAGCGUGAUAAUGAGAUAAGUGUCCUUGUUAAGAUGCUGAAAAAGGAGAAGAAAAGAGUCCAGGAUGCUGCUGCUCAGCUCACCAACAUCACCAACAACCAGAGCUCUGAGAGCCCUUUGGGGUUUUCCUCAGUCCAGAUGUUGAUGGGUGGAAACACAGACACCACAUCUGGUCACCAUGGAGGAAGAGCAGCACAAUAUAUGAAAAGAGAUGCACAGCUGUCCAUGGGAAAGCAGGAAGCCCUUGAGACCUUCAUCAGGGACCAUGAUGACCAUCGAACCAUUGAGGACAACAAAAACCUUCUUAAACAAAGGUCGGCUGAGGCCAGAAAACUUGGAGAGCAACUGAAUGAAACCAGAAACAGAAUCAAUGAGUUGAAGAAGCAGUUGGAGAAGCACAGGAGGCAAAGGGCAGCUCAAAGUGUUAUGGCAAAUCACACUGAGGCAGAGCAGGAGGACGACCCUGUCGAGGAAAACUUGCGCAAACACAUUGAGCAAGAGAAAAGGGCUUACAAGAGCACCGUAGACUGUCUGAAAACACUGAGGAUGGAGAUCGAGCACCUGCAGCUGCUCUUAGAGAGGGCAAAGGUCAAGCUGCAGAGGGACUUCCAUAAGUGCUGGAGCCAGGAGGCCUCAUAUGUGCAGGAGGCUGACUCAGAGGGCACCACCAGAUGUCACACUGCGUCAUCCGUCGCCUUGCUGCCAUCUUCGCCUCGCACUCCAGGAUUUCGUGCAGCUGCUCUGAGCAGCACAAAAAGAGACCCUUCAUCAGAUGUAGAUCCACACCCAGACUCUCCUGUCACACCUGUUCAAGAUCUCAGAGACUUCAUUUCUGAAAGCGUCCCCCCAGUGACAGCAUGGCCUGAAAAGUCCAUCGAUGGGAGAGUGACUGACUUCAUUCCCUCGUCUGAGUGGAGAGCCCUUUCCACCACCAAGCUGUCGUCCGCCUCCAUCCCUCUGACUGGAGACCAGCAGGCUGAUGAUGACAUCCUGGCCUUCAUCAGAGCAAGGCAAAACCUCCUCAACAGAACAGGACAUCCACUUUAAGAAAUGGUGGGGAAGGCCUGGAAAUCCUAAGGCGUUUGGCAUCUGAAGCUUGAACAACGUCCACAGCUACCAACUUUUUAUUCAACAUGAUUGAACAUGGCUGGACAGAGGAAGAAGAUAUGUGAAGGAUUUAUCCUUAAAUUAAAUGAUCUUAUUCUCAUAGAGAGCUCAAAAGCCAGCCUAGAGCUCUCUGAUUUAUCCUGACACAGCAGUAUUGAUCACACUGUGUCGUUGAAGCUUAGCAAGUGUUGGUUCAAGGUAGCAAAGACCACAUGUCUUUGUAUGUAUGAGUUUGAAGAAGUGAUAUAUGGUGCAUAUGCAGCAGACAUUUCUGCCUAUUCUGAUUUUGUUUUCAGUAACAUUUGUGUAAAAUUCUGUAAAUAUAAAAUGAAAUAUAUGUGCAAAAAUAAAGAUUGUUGUUUUACUUUAACUGCACAAAAAGUACAAUAAAACUUUAGAAUUAUUCUUGUCAAUAAAUCCUUAUAGCUAAAAUGCGAUCGAGCCCUUUAAGCUCUACAAGUUGCAUAUUCCUGUAAAGAGUUAAUGAGAUUGAAAUAAGUGCAUUUUAAGCAUAUUGUUGGAGUUUUUAGACUCGUUAUUAUAGACUGAAAAACCUUUGAAAUCUUGUGCUUCUAAUUGUGUAAUAAGUUGUAGAUGCAUUUUUAAGUCUUACACCUUUGUAUAUGUAUUCUGUUAAACCCAAACUGUUCCUACUCCAUGCUGGAGAAACCAUUGAAGAUGUGCAUUUUAUUUUUGGGUUGUUUAUGUGACAGUCAUUUUGCCGGUACCAUAGACAUAAAAGGAGGAGGUGUGUAGCCUCCUGAUUUCAGUCAGUGCUGAGGUGCAUUC